UCGCUGUUCCGCAGUGGACUUCACUUAUUAUUCCGGCUCUAGUUUAUUAUCAACCAGACGGUGCGUUAGCCUCGGGAUAACAGGUUAGCAGCACCAAGCGGAGGCGCGGAGGAAGUCUGUCUCCAAUCUUUUUCAGCUGCACUUCAGUCCUCGUCCCCUUUAAAACUAUGUAGCCCUAGCGGUGGAGUUAUGAUGUGAACUCCCAGGACAAGUCUGUGGAGAGGGAGAGGGGGGACUAACCGAGCCCGGAGACGAGAAAUCAUGGCGGCACCUCUCGGACGGGACACCUUACCUGACCACUGGUCGUAUGGAGUUUGCAGAGACGGUCGGGUUUUCUUCAUAAAUGAUAAAACUCAUACUACUACUUGGCUACAUCCGCGCACUGGAGAACCUGUUAACUCUGGACACAUGAUUCGUUCAGAUCUACCACGAGGAUGGGAAGAGGGAUUCACCGACGAGGGAGCCAGCUACUUCAUCAACCACAACGUGAGGGCUACGACGUUCCGACAUCCAGUGACUGGACAGAUCUCCCCUGAAAACACAGAAUACACGCUACAGGACAGAAUCGAAUCUCGCAUGUCCAAGUCAGUGGCCAAUCACAGAUCCCCUGGCAUGGUCACAGAGUCAACCAAACCUGUGACCACUGCUCCACUUGAUGGCAGCUCAGGGUCAAAGGGCUUCAGAGGCAGUGGAAAAGUACAUAGUUUCGGCAAAAGGGAUCAUUCUAUUAAAAGAAAUCUUAACAUCCCAGUGGUGGUGAGAGGGUGGCUCUAUAAACAGGACAGCUCUGGAAUGCGACUGUGGAAGAGGAAGUGGUUUGUUUUGUCAGACUUCUGCUUGUUUUAUUACAAAGACAGUCGAGAGGAGACAGUGCUGGGGAGCAUCCCUCUGCCCAGUUACGUCAUAUCACCAGUUGAGCCAGAGGACCACAUAAACCGCAAAUACGCUUUUAAGGCGAGCCAUACAGGAAUGCGCUCCUACAUUUACAAUAAGAACUCUGUGAUUGGCUCACAGGCAGAACACUGCGGGAUGCGGACAUAUUUCUUCAGUGCGGACACACAGGAGGACAUGAAUGGCUGGAUCCGGGCCAUGAACCAGGCUGCGCUGAUGCAGCAGAGUCACACUAUAAAGAGGGACGUGGAACAGUCAGAGAAGGCCACACAGCAGGCAGUCCCUCAAACCAGCCAUGCCCACAUCAACUCCACUCAGACCGAAAGCCCAAGUAAAACAGACAGAGAAGUUGACCACAGUAUUAGAUUAGCCCACAGAGAUGAGGUGAGGUAUGGCAUAGAGGUCCAGCCAAGGUCCAAGCGCACAGCCCCAGAGGAGAGACUGUCGCCUGAUACUGGUGAUGCACAGAAGAAUGGCCCCACUGUGGUUCAAGUCAAUCUACCUCCAGAACAAAAUGGAAACGUUGUCUAUCAAAGGGGUUUUGUGACAAGAACUGACACUGACAAACAUGUGCAGAGGAAAAAUACACUGGCACAAGUGGAGCAUUGGGUCAAAGUUCAAAAAGGAGAUCCCAUGAAGAGUGCCACUUCUGAAUACCAACUUCCCCAUCGUACGCCACCCUUGAAGCCAAAAACCAGCACAAUGGAUGCCGCCUACCAGUCUUUGCCAAAGUCCCCUCGCCUCCCGUCGGGCAGCUGUUCACCUCCUGCAGCGUCCAACCUGCCCAGUGAUUACAAAUAUGCCCACGACAGACUCAGCCACUUCCGCAUGUCCACUGAUGAGCGAAUGGCUACCAAGGAGGGCAUGGUGUGGCAGUUGUACGAGUGGCAGCAGCGCCAACAGUUUCGCCAUGGAAGCCCCACUGCUCCUAUCUACAGCGGUCCUAACUUCACCGACUCGUCAGCAUUUAGAGUUACCGUGGAGAUGCCUAGGUCCAUCUCUGUACCUCCUUCCCCAUGUGAAGUCCCACCGUCUAUACCCACUACCUUUAAGCCCCUGUCCCCACGAAGACCGCACACUCCCUCAGACCGACGCACAGUAAGGCCUUUGGACGAUGCUGCACAAGAUAGCACAAGAGCCAGCUCGCCAGGUCAUCUUUGUCAUAUUUCACAGACCUCCCAGAUAGAGAGACGGUCCAUGCCUGCCAUGGGCUAUAUCACACACACAGUCAGUGCACCAAGCCUGCAUGGAAAAACGGCGGAUGACACAUACAUACAACUGAAGAAGGACCUGGAGUAUCUAGACCUGAAGGUUACUGGAUGUGAAAGCCUAAAAAAAGAAAGACCAUCAAGGCCUGUGAGAAUAGCAGAGAGUGAUGCUGAUGUUAAACUAAGUCGGUUGUGUGAACAGGACAAGAUUUUACAAGAGCUUGAAUCCAGGAUGCGUACCUUGAAAGAAGACAAGGACAAGUUGGAGUCUGUACUGGAUGUGUCUCACCAGCAGAUGGAGCAGUACAGAGAUCAGCCCGCACACGCAGAGAAGAUCGCCUACCAGCAGAAAUUACUCCAAGAGGAUGUGGUUCACAUCAGAGCUGAAAUAUCUAAAGCAUCAACAGAGAUGGAGAAUGCCUGGACUGAAUAUACACGGUUGGAGAAGGAUGUGGACUGGCUCAGGUCAGCCCUGCAAGGACAGAUGACCCGUAGUGAUCUCACUCAGCAGGAAAAGGUGCAGAUCAGAAAAGAGCUGUGGAGGAUUGAAGAUGUCAUUGCAGGCCUCAGUGCAAAUAAAACCAACUACAAAGUUACCGUCUCCUCAAUAACCAACCCAGAGAGGAAAUUUGUGCCUUCAGUGUCGGCGUCGUCAGUGCCUUGCGUGUCUGGGAGCCCGUCUGCUGUGGAGAUGAGAUUGUCCCAGCAGCAGCUCAGCCCCCACCUCACCCCCGCUGGCCACACCCCCUCCCUCUCCUCCAGCCUCAGCAUGGAGCAGCCAUUGUACUCGACACCUCCCACCACUGGGCAUAAAUGGGGUGAGGAAGAUGUGCCCCCCCGCCCUCCUCUACCUCAGCUCUACAGUCCCAACGAGCACCCGCCCGCUGUGCCCCCGCUGCCCAAAGAAACCACAGUGAUUCGCCACACGUCUGUACGAGGCCUGAAGCGCCAGUCUGACGAACGCAAGAGGGACAGAGAAAUCGUCCACUUUACCAAUGGAGACACAAAGGUUGAACUUCGACCUUUUUUGAGUGACCCUGAGUUGAUGGGAGCUGGAGACGGCUCAAGUUUGGUUAGUGUAGUUGCAGCAGGACAUGAUGGAGGUUACCAGACGUUACCAGGCAGAGGAGCGGCUUCCUCCUCUUUUAGGAUAAAUCAGUCUUCCAGCAUCUCUUCAUAUGUGACUCUUCGAAGAGCAGCAUCAGCUGUCGCUGUGAAGGAGAGACCCAAAAGUGCCUUGGAGCGCCUGUACUCCGGGGAUGCAGCGCUGCAGCAGCAGAGAGGGAGGAUGAGUGCGGACGAGCAGCUGGAGAGGAUGAAGAGGCAUCAGAAGGCCCUUGUUCGCCAACGCAAACGCACCCUAAGUCACGGAGACCGCCACGGCUCCUCAUCUUCGCGCUCUUCAGCCUCCUCUUUGCGCCCGCUCUCCGCAGACCUGGGAUCAUUGAAGAGAGAGCAGGACUUUGACUUGCAGCUGCUGGAGCGGGCCGUGCAGGGGGAGGAGUCAGUGCGCAGCGUCCAGGGAGAAGAGAGACCCCCAGAGCACAAGGAGAGACCCCGCUCCCACUCAGAUGAAUGGCUGACUUUUAGAUCUACAGACACGCCCACUAAAGAAGGGGAAUUAGAGCCACUUGAGUAUGACCUGGACUUGAGUAAAGAGUUGUCUAAGCCUCAGAAGGUGUUGAUCCCAGAACGGUAUGUGGAGUCAGAGCCUGAAGAACCACUCAGUCCAGAGGAGGCAGAGGAACGGCAGCGCAAAGUUCAACGCAUCAAGAGCAUUUUGGCAAAGUCCAGUGUGCAGAAUCUGGCCCCUGCUGUGUCUGUGGACAAACCGGACCUGGGUCUGGGGACUCUGGACUCUGCUCUUCAGGAACAAGAGAGGAUCAUCACUAUGUCCUAUGCACUUGCCUCAGAGGCCUCACUCAAGAGCAAAAUGGUAGCAGCUCAAGCAAUUUCUGGACACUGAGGUGCUAUUCAACAAGCUACUGUAUUGUUCGCCAUGUGUGGAUCAUGUCUGACUUUGGACAGUGAAAUGUAUAUUUGAGCAGGAGAGCUGAACUGAAGCUCACAUGUAGCCUCGUAUUUAAGGAGCUCAAAGCCACUUUUUCUGUGACACUGAAGACUGGGCUGUAGAAGCGGCUCUGCUUUUUGACUAUGGACAUGCCUAACAAGUGUUAUUCUAAUGAAAGCGAUUUUCAACAUGUUCUUGCACUUUGAGUGACUGAAUACUGAUAAGGAAUUUAUCUCAUAUUUUACAUGUUUGACUGAAUUACUUUGAAUCGCUGUGUGAUCUUCACUUCCAGCUUUGUUUCCCAGGUACUGAAUGUUUAAAGCAAAUGGUACAAAUAUUAUUUUCUUUGUCAGAGACUAUUUUACACCAAACCACUUGAAAUGUCAUGUAUGUGCAGUAUCUACUGCCGCACUGCCA
Molecule: messenger RNA, 4527 nt
Organism: Boleophthalmus pectinirostris (great blue-spotted mudskipper)
Lineage: Eukaryota; Metazoa; Chordata; Actinopteri; Gobiiformes; Gobiidae
Gene: plekha7b
Product: pleckstrin homology domain containing, family A member 7b
Exons: 27
Coding region: 262-4065 (1267 amino acids)
Molecular function (GO): protein binding
Source: RefSeq, a predicted model, not a curated record